CGGCUGUCUUUGAGGGGGAACUGCUGCAGAGACUAACGGGGAAUGCCAUGUGUCGCUGCGCGACAUAGGAGCUCUUUGUGGGGCUGUUUUGCACCGGGGACAGGUGGUGCCGCGUGUGUCAUGUGCAUGUGUGAGUGAGUGUAGGGACUAGCAGGGGGUACGGACACACAACCCCCGAGACAGUUGUUUUAGGGAUGUCAGGCCGGCGUACGGGAUCAGUUUUUUCCCAGAGACAGCGGGACACACAGACUUGACUCUUACAGUUGCUGUCUCAGCGGCACCUUUCCCUCGGUAAUCAGAGACUACACUGUCGUGUUGCUAUGGCAGUUGUGGCCCGUCCCUCCUUCCUCCUGCUGUGCUUGGUGCUCCGAACGGCAAGCCCGGCAUUCCCAGAGGAACCAGGGCCCCUCAACUUCAUCCCCACCGAAGUGGUGAGACGAUAUCCAGUUUUUCUGGGCCGACCGCACAGAACAUGGCUGAGACAAGAGCCUCUGCACAUACAGAGGAUCCUCCAAGUCAACCGGACACUCUACAUCGGCGCCAGAGAUGACCUUUUCCGUGUGGAACUGGACAUCGUUGCAGGGGACGAGAUGUUUUACAGCAAGAAAAGAACAUGGGAGUCAAACAAAAAUGACAUCCGGAUCUGUAGAAUGAAGGGCAAACAUGAGGAUGAGUGCCGUAACUUCAUGAAGGUGCUACUCAGUCGACAAGGAGGAUUGUUUUUGUGUGGGACCAAUGCCUUCAAUCCGUUAUGUGCCAACUAUACGGGAGACACCCUGGAGAUGGUUGGGGACCCGGUCAGUGGGAUGGCGAGAUGCCCUUAUGACCCCAAACAUGCUAAUGUAGCUCUGUUUGCAGAGGGGAAUCUGUUUACAGCCACAGUGACAGACUUCCUGGCCAUUGAUGCGGUGAUCUAUCGUAGCCUUGGGGACAGUCCCGCUCUGCGCACCGUCAAGCACGACUCCAAAUGGUUCAGAGAGCCGUUCUUUGUCAGUGCUGUGGAGUGGGGACCUCACAUCUACUUCUUCUUCAGAGAGAUAGCCAUGGAGUUCAAUUACCUGGAGAAGGUGGUGGUGUCACGUGUGGCCCGAGUGUGUAAACGUGACCAAGGGGGUUCGCAGCGCGUGCUGGAGAAGCAGUGGACGUCCUUCCUGAAGGCCCGGCUGAACUGCUCUGUACCGGGUGAUUCACAUUUCUACUUCAACCUGCUCCACUCCACCAGCCCCAUCAUCAGGAUGCACGGCAGAGACAUCAUCCUGGGAGUCUUCUCCACACCAGCUAACAGUAUUCCAGGUUCGGCAGUGUGUGCCUUCGACAUGGAGCAACUCGCCUCUGUGUUUGAAGGAAGAUUUAAAGAGCAGAAAUCCCCAGAGUCGAUUUGGACGCCUGUUCCAGAUGAAAACAUCCCCAAGCCAAGACCAGGCGGAUGUGCUGUUCAAGGAUCCAGAUUUAAUUCCUCGAACUCUUUCCCUGAUGAGAUGCUGAACUUUGUGAAGACCCACCCGCUGAUGGAUGAAGCGGUGCCGUCACUUGGGCAGAGACCCUGGAUAGUCAGAACGAUGGUCAGGUACCAGCUGAAUAAGAUGGUGGUGGACACAGAAGCUGGGCCCUAUCGAAAUCGCACCGUGCUUUUCCUCGGGUCAAGCAGAGGGACCAUCCUCAAAUUUCUCAUUAUGCCCAACCAGGACAAUACAGUCACCAACAGCAACAUCUUCCUGGAGGAGCUGGAGGGAUUCAACCCCGAUAAGUGUGCUGAGGAUUCUCCGCAGGCCAGGCAGCUGCUGUCUCUGACUCUGGACCGAGUUAGCCACACUCUGCUCCUCGCCUUCCCCUCCUGUGUGGUCAGGAUACCUGUGGCACGAUGCCAGCUCUACUCCCGAUGCAUGAAGAACUGCAUCGCUUCCAGGGAUCCUUACUGCGGCUGGACCAGAGGAAGCACCUGCUCAUUCCUCAGACCAGGGACUAGACUGCCGUUUGAGCAAGAUGUUGAACAAGGAAACGUGGCCCACUUGGGUGACUGUGAUGGAAUGCUGCUCCAGGAGAGUUUCAUCGAGGAGCCUGACGGCUUGGUGUCUGUGAAUCUGCUGGUGGUGUCUGCUGUGUCUGCCUUCGCCACAGGGGCCAUCCUCUCUGGCCUCACUGUCUGCUGGAUCAUGAGCCACCGCCACCGCCAUUCCCGUGGCUCUGGAGCCAACGGUGCUCGUCGCAAGAUUGACAAAGAGCAAAGCAUGCUGGGGCAGGGUCGGAGUGGGUCAGUAAUGAGCGUAACAAGAACCAGUGGUGGUGAGAGGCGACGUUCACAGGCAGACAACCCAUUCGUCACACCCAACGGUUGGCCCAAAGGAGAGAUGGACCCGGGCUUGCUGCCCACACCGGAGCAGACCCCGCUGCAGCAGAAACGGGCCAUGCGUCUCCCCGACACCGACUGGGAUCAGAGCCAGACCUUCCUCACCGCCGUGGGGACAACAUGCCCCAACAACUCAGUCAUUUACCUGAGCUCCAAGUUCCUGCACGGUGGCGGAGGGGGCGGGGGCAUGGUCCGAAUAGAGGAUCCGGGAGAGGUGGUGCUGCCCCCACACACAGAGCGCCAGCGCUACCUGAUCCUGGCCACCCAGAGAGGGGAGCACGGUGGCAGUCGUCCCACCGGCACCCUGAGGAACUCGGCAGGAGAGUACAUCUACCCCGCCACGCCACAGGAUUCCCCCGACCGGCGGAGGGUGGUGUCCGCUCCUACUCCUCACAUGGACUAUGGGGAGCCUCGCUGGAGUCACGAGGCGCUCAACUACAACAGCAACAAUGGAGCGCCCUAUCACACUCAGCGCCAGGGGCUUAUCAGGCCAGACAUGCACGGGCCUCGAGGGCUGGGCGAGCUGGCUGACUUCAGCCAUCUUCUGGGGAAGAACAUGGGAGAGCGCACCCCCAGUGGCCAGUGAGGUGAAUUAGAUGAGCCGUGACACCAAGCUCUCUCUGAAAACCCCUCUCCCUUCUACAGUAAACUGGAAUAAAUCAACCCCCCAGACUCACUGUCCCGGUCCAAUCUUACCCUGUCUGUCCUCUCUCACUGUCAUUCAAUGUUCUGACGUCAUUCAGCCGACUUAAGAGAGAGACGGAAAGAAAAGAAGCAGAGUUCGAAUAAAGAGGAGAAAACUCUCUUUGCAUCUCUGUUCCUCUGGUAGUCAGUGGUACAAUCCACACAGAGGUGACUUUGACACCACAGGACAAACAGCAAGGCAAAGAGAGGGGUGCAAAAGAAGGGGAAUUCUCAUUAAGAGACAAAUAUGAAAAACUAAAAAAAAAAAAAAAAAGAAACAUUUUCGCUUGCAGCGCCAAAUGUGAAAGGUCUCCCUCCACCAUUUUGUUCACUAAAAUCUACUUUCAGUGUGGAAUUUUGUUUCUGCUUUGUUUAUUCUUUGUGCCAGUGGCAUCCAGCAGACAACAAUGUGCUUUACUUUGGAUUUCAAAUGGACUAAAAUUGUUGUAGCUAUGCCAGAGGGCAGUGACUGUCAAUGAAUCAUGCAGUGUGUGCGUGUGUGCGUGCGCGCGUGCGUGCGUGCGUGGCCACAACAACCCCAACCAGCAUCCUGUCCUAACUGUGAAGUAUAACUAUAUGAAGAAGUUGGUGAAUACAUUGUUUAUUUUUUCAUUGUAUAAACAAUCACAGAGAUGCAAAAAGUUACUUGAAGCUCUGUGUGUUAACCAAGGUCUGAAUGGUUGACCAGCGGCAAGUGAGGUGUUUAGAUUUGCCGGGUGUGAUUCGGGUUUUUUUUUUUUUUUUUUUUGCUUGUUUUUUUUUAAUCACUUCCAGUACUUUAAAAGCAGUACUGGAUGGAGCCAUGAUGUUGUGAAAGAGAGCAAUAAAUAGCAAGAAACAUACGCGGUAGGGACGAAGAUAAAGCCAAUUUAAAAUGAUAUUUUUAUAAUAUCACUGUCUUCUCAUGGCAAACUGAAGCCUAGACAUGUCAGAAAAACGGAGGCUCUGGGAAAAGGUAUAGUAUCUCCCCUCCAUUCUUCCCUCCCCUGGCUGCCUCUCAGUAUGCCGGGGUCUGUCUGACCUGACCCGAGGCCUCCCUUGGCUCCGCAGUCCAUUUGAAGGAGGGAAUGUGAGCUCUGGCUGUCUGACUAUCUGACGGAGACUGUGAGGCCCAGCCGCUUGGGAGCUCCAUUCAGCCUCUUCUGCCCGACACUGAGCCUCUUUGUGCCCCACAAGCACGAGGAGACUGCGGCAACAAAUAGCCGUUAAGAGUCAGGGACGUAGCCCACCAGAGCAGCCUCGCAGAAUGUCAAUGAGGAGGACAGCAGCUCCAUCCGUCAUUCCAGAUAUGCCAACCAGGCCCGGGCAUCUCUUGUGGGUCACCCACGUUGGCAUUUCACUGGUUUGCCGGAGCAAGGAGGGCUGAAGCUGAGGCUGAGGCCGAGGCCGAGGCGGAGGCUGAGGCCAGGGAUGGGGCGCUGCUAACUGUCACAAUGGUCAUCCCUUGUGGCUUUUUUCUCUUUCGGUCUCUCAGUGUGUUUCCCAACAAAAGCGGGAUAAAGAAAACAGAUGGCAUGGGCACACUAGGGUGUGGAGUUACUCUUUCACUCUGUUGUCUGAUCUUUUGAUGUUUUCUGUUUUUGUCUCCUGUCAUCCGCUACUGAUUCAAAUGUAGAUCCACAGAUAACUUCAGUUCAUUUGGGUCAUGCUUUAAGGUGGUGUCUGUUGGUCAGCUUGUGUGUGUGUGUGUGUGUGUGUGUGUGUGUGUGUGUGUGUG
Salarias fasciatus (jewelled blenny) is the source of this 4748-nucleotide messenger RNA. It is a transcript of the gene sema6bb, whose product is annotated as sema domain, transmembrane domain (TM), and cytoplasmic domain, (semaphorin) 6Bb. The record is from RefSeq and is a predicted model, not a curated record. Gene Ontology annotation, molecular function: chemorepellent activity; semaphorin receptor binding. NCBI's taxonomy places the organism in Eukaryota, Metazoa, Chordata, Actinopteri, Blenniiformes, Blenniidae. Bases 321 to 2933 code for a protein of 870 amino acids. The transcript has 18 exons. Gene Ontology annotation, biological process: axon guidance; semaphorin-plexin signaling pathway; neural crest cell migration. Gene Ontology annotation, cellular component: plasma membrane.